GUUGUCACAGACUUCCUUGUGAUCUUGAGGCACUCGGUCUGGGAGUGGGCAAUAAUUGUUGAGGAGAGGCCACUCCAAGAUUUUGGUUACUAAGAAUAACGUCCUAAAUAUUUUUUGGCUGGUAGAGAACAGUGCUCUGUUUUCAUUCAAAGUCUACAUUUUUCAUUGCUUGGACUCAAGCUGAACUGCAAAGAAGUAGAACUUGACAUUUCAUCCAGCAAAGUCAACGGUGGUACAAAGUUGUCAAAUCACCUCUCCAACAUUUUCCUAAUUAGGGAAGGGACUGCAAAAGAUGGAUGAAGAAUUUGAGACUACAACCUUCUACUACGAUUUUUUGUUAGAACCAUGCCAAAAACCUGAAGUAAAAAAUUUUGCAUCCCAGUUUCUGCCACCACUGUACUCCUUGGUGCUGAUACUUGGCCUGGUGGGCAAUGCGCUAGUGGUGCUGAUCCUGAUAAAAUACAAAAGGCUGAGAAGCAUGGCUGACAUCUAUCUGCUGAAUCUGGCAGUUUCCGAUUUGCUUUUUUACUAUGCAGCACAUGAGUGGGUUUUUGGAAAUGCAAUGUGUAAAAUUCUUUCAGGGGUCUAUAUUGCUGGCUUCUAUGGUGGGAUGUUUUUCAUAAUACUUUUGACAGUCGAUAGAUAUCUGGCAAUUGUCCAUGCAGUGUUUGCUUUAAAAGCUAGGACAGUUACCUAUGGCAUUCUCACAAGUGUUGUCACCUGGGGUGUUGCAAUAUUAGCCUCGUUUCCAGAGUUAAUAUUUCACAGUGCUCAAAAGGAAGCUACUCAUUGGACCUGCAGCCCUCAUUAUCCCUGGGGACAGGAAAAGACAUGGAAGCAAUGCCAGACUUUAAUGAUGAACCUUGUGGGACUUGUCAUUCCACUGCUCAUUAUGAUCUUCUGCUAUGCAGCAAUUAUAAAGACAUUAUUGAGAGGUAGGAAUGAGAAAAAACAUAAGGCAGUCAGGCUUAUUUUUAUCAUAAUGAUUGUUUAUGUUAUCUUCUGGACCCCAUUCAAUAUUGUUAUUUUCAUGAACACUUUUCCGAAUUUAUUUGUCCUAAAUACUUGUGAGACCAGCAAGCAGAUAGAGCUAGCAAUCCAAGUGACAGAAACAUUUGCGAUGAUCCACUGUUGUAUCAAUCCUGUGAUCUAUGCCUUUGUUGGGGAAAAAUUUAGGAAAUAUCUUCAUACUUUUUUCCAAAAACACAUUGCAAUCUACCUCUGCAAACACUGUCCGGCUCUUUAUCGUGAUAAAUUAGAACGUGUUAGCUUAACAUACACCCCAUCUACUGCAGAGCAUGACAUCUCUGUUGGUUUGUAAAGCACAUUAAAUAUGUAGCCAGUAAAAGUGUCAUCUUCCUUUUUACUUAAAAGUUUGUUCAAUUAAACAAAACUUAGGGACAUGUAACCACUCACAGCAGUUAAAUUUUUUGUGACACUGCAGUAUUUCUUAUUUGUCAUAUGGGGAUUACUACAGAUGCCACAGAAAAUUCAAAUACUUCAAUUUUGUAAGUCUCUACUAUAAAAAGGCAUGUAAAGUAGUAUGUGUUUGCUCUUUAAACAUGAACACUGGUCAAAGAACUAUUUGUUCAGGAAAUAUAAUUCAGAAGAUGCCUUUAAGAGGGCAAGGAAUAAGGUUUGUUUUCUCUCAAGAGCCCUUUUACCUACAUUGAAAACCAUAAGAAAAACAUUAGGAAGAAGGCCUCCAUGAGAGGAUAUGAUGUCCAUUUACAUGGGGCUUGAUUCAUCUUUUUAUUUCAAUAGUUGACAGGAAAGUAACAUUAUAAGGACAAAAACUGAAGCACAAUCAUAAAAAGUAUUAAUAUUCCCAAGAAUUUUAUAAGCUAUGUGUUUUUUCAGAAUAAAAAUCAACUGCAUAUCUAAGGUAGGGAAUGUUUAUUUACAAUUGCAUUGCUACAUUGUUUUUCCUAUGUGGGGUUUGAAGACGUAUUAAAACUUUAUGAAAAGAGCUUUUAUAAACAGGGAAGUAAUAGAUUGUGCACACCUCUGUUGAGGGAUAUGACUGACCUUCUGUUCACCAGAAUUGUGCUAAACAUGGGGUACCAUAUUAGCCAGUGACUGUCAUUUUAAAAUAAUCUUUUCCCCUUGACUACUUUAUUUAAUUAUUUUGUCUUCAGUUUUACACAUUCUAAGAGGAAGUUUAAACAUUCAGGGUGUGUCUAGACUACAGGGUCUUUUUGAAAAAAGUGUUUUUUUUUUCCAAAAAAACUUCCCCUGCAUCUAGACUACCACCACAUUCUUUCAAAACUAAAUUGA
This is a messenger RNA of Pelodiscus sinensis (Chinese soft-shelled turtle), 2277 nucleotides long. Its product is annotated as C-C chemokine receptor type 5-like. Gene Ontology annotation, biological process: positive regulation of cytosolic calcium ion concentration; immune response; cell chemotaxis. Gene Ontology annotation, cellular component: external side of plasma membrane; membrane; cytoplasm. The record is from RefSeq and is a predicted model, not a curated record. Gene Ontology annotation, molecular function: C-C chemokine binding; C-C chemokine receptor activity. NCBI's taxonomy places the organism in Eukaryota, Metazoa, Chordata, Testudines, Trionychidae.